AUCAGCUGCACCAGUAUCUUUGGCUGUUGAACUAGAGUUCCUGGUCGGGGGAGAGUGCGGGAAUAUUCGAGUGACCAGCUCAUCGGGAAUAACUUUAAGAAAACGAGUUAUAUUUCCGUUCGUGUACCUGUAAUAGUGAGCAACAUCAUGGCCCCAAAGGCUGCGCCAAAGAGAAAAGCUCCAGCGAAGAGAGCCCUGGCGGAAUGCUUUCCUGCGGGGGAGAUCCUGACUGACACGGUGAAGAAGUCCUGGAAGCUUGGUACCCCCGUAGGUCAAGGUGGCUUUGGCCUGCUCUACUUGGCUGGUGAAGGUGAUGUCAAAGUCGUUGGCGCGGACGCUUCUUACGUUAUCAAAGUGGAACCUAGUGAAAAUGGGCCACUCUUCUCGGAGCUGAAGUUCUACAUGCGUGCUGCCAAGCCUGAACUAAUUCAGGGGUGGAUGAAGGCUCACAAGCUGAAGUACUUAGGAGUGCCCAGAUACUGGGGAUCAGGCCUUCACAAGAAGGGAACGAAGAGUUAUCGGUUCAUGGUUAUGGAUCGCUUCGGAUUGGAUCUUCAGAAAAUCUUUGAAGAGAGAGGCAAGAAGUUCCCAAGGAAGCUGGUUCUGCAGCUUGGACUGAGGCUUAUUGAUAUUCUUGAAUACAUUCAUGAACAUGAGUAUGUGCACGCCGACAUCAAAGCCUCCAAUCUACUUGUUGCCCACAAGAACCCCAACCAGGUUUACUUGGUGGAUUACGGGCUGGCCUACAGAUACUCUCCUGAAGGCGUCCCAAAGGAGUACAAGGCAGAUCCAAAAAGGUGUCAUGAUGGGACCAUUGAAUUCACCAGUAUCGACGCACACAAUGGAGCGUCCCCCUCCCGGAGAGGUGACCUGGAGAUCCUGGCAUACUGCAUGUUGCAGUGGCUCUGUGGACGUCUCCCAUGGGAAGACAAUCUUAAGGACCCCCUCUACGUUUCAGAUCCUGAAAUUCCUAUCAGGUGCAGAGACAACAUCAGAGAGCUGAUGUCAAAGUGCUUCCCGUCUGACGGUGUGCCAGAUGAGAUGGUGAAGUUCAUGGAGGAGGUGAAGUCUCUCGACUACACAGACAAACCAAACUACCAGAAGUUCCGUAGCAUCCUGCAGGGAGGGCUCAAGUCCAUUGGGGCUUCUGACGACGACAAGCUGGACUUCGCUUCAGUGGACGCCAAACCCAGCCGGGCUCCUGUCAAGAAAGCACCGACAAAAAGGAAAAGGGCAGAGGAAAAGGUGAAGCCUGAGCCUGAGCCCGAGUCUGAGUCUGAGCCUGAACCAGAUAGAAUCCCCAGCAAGAAGGUGGCCCGGAUAAAGGGGAAAGAGGUCAACGGCGUGAAGAAGGCCACCCCGAAGAAGAAACUGGUGGAGAUGGGCACCCAGACGUCCCCCGGCCCAGCGAACGUGAAGAGGGGCCGAGGCAGACCCAAGAAGACUGCCUGAGCUGCUCUUGGCUGUCAGCCCUAAACAUUGGAGAGCCUUUGGCCUGCUUGCUUUUCCCUAGCGAUCUCUUAAUCCACCCUGGUUUGGGACUGAAGUGCCGUUGCUAUAGGUUCUUACCCCUACCCACGUUCCUCUGUCUUUAUUAACGUUUUUAUUUGGUUGCUUCACACUGGUUUUAAGAUCCCCGCGAUGAGCGGAUGCUUGCACCGUGUCUCCCCCACCCCUAUGCGUUCUGUGUUCCCCUCUCAUUCCUCUGCCACGUGUGCCUUUACUUUCUCAUGUGAAAGCACUCGAUAACUGGGUUUUGUGCCGCGUAAUAUGUGCAGUGCUGGAUUUGAAGCUAAACGCAGCACUUCCUUGCCAGUCACAUGAGCAAUUAUUUUAACCCUUCAUAUACUUUAUAGAGCUAUAACAUCAAAUUUAUUGGAAAAUGUUUCAGCUUUCCUGCUGAUAUUAACAGAUGGUUUGUGUUCUGGUUUAUCAGGGCUGAUUAACAGUACUGACUGUUAGUGACUCUUGUCACUGUUUGUCGCUUACAUUAGAUGGCACACUCUGCCUGCCAUGAGUCCUUGUUCGGGAAUGAGAGCUGUGGUGUAUAUAGCACAGCCAGACAAUCCCAUUGCUAUGGUUUCCAAAUCCAGCCUCAAAAAAGGUGUUUUCUGAUUAACAGAGUCCCCCCCCCCCAUUCAUACACUGUGGUGGUGAGGUCUGAGUACUAGUUCUAUGUGUUUUGGUUGAUAAGUCUGGUCCGUUUAUUGAAGUUGUAUAUUUCAUUUGAAUGUUUCCUUUGGAAUAAAAAUAACAUUCUUUUUAA
Messenger RNA from Brienomyrus brachyistius, 2266 nucleotides. Its product is annotated as serine/threonine-protein kinase VRK1-like. Gene Ontology annotation, molecular function: ATP binding; protein serine/threonine kinase activity. Gene Ontology annotation, cellular component: nucleus; cytoplasm. Lineage: Eukaryota; Metazoa; Chordata; Actinopteri; Osteoglossiformes; Mormyridae. The record is from RefSeq and is a predicted model, not a curated record. The transcript has 13 exons. The coding region runs from base 148 to 1452 and encodes 434 amino acids. Gene Ontology annotation, biological process: signal transduction; peptidyl-serine phosphorylation.